Messenger RNA from Talaromyces amestolkiae, 2604 nucleotides. RefSeq lists its product as uncharacterized. The record is from RefSeq and is a predicted model, not a curated record. The transcript has 4 exons. The coding region runs from base 1 to 2604 and encodes 867 amino acids. Gene Ontology annotation, biological process: DNA-templated transcription; regulation of DNA-templated transcription. Gene Ontology annotation, molecular function: DNA-binding transcription factor activity, RNA polymerase II-specific; zinc ion binding; DNA binding. NCBI's taxonomy places the organism in Eukaryota, Fungi, Ascomycota, Eurotiomycetes, Eurotiales, Trichocomaceae.
AUGGCUUCUACCACUUCCUCUCCGCCUCCGGAGACGGCGUCGUCGCAGAACAAGCGAAAGGCCUCAGCCGCCGGUCUGUCUGCAGCCAAUCGACCGAUUAAGCGAAGAGCGUCCCGUGCUUGCUGUUGCUGUCGUGCACGCAAAGUCCGUUGUGAUGUCGUUGAAAACGGCUCGCCYUGUACCAACUGCCGUUUGGAUCAAAUGGAAUGCGUUGUCACGGAAAGUCGCAGGAGAAAGAAAUUUCGUGUCGAUGCCGAAGUCAGUAAGACAACACCAGACUCCCCCACUGAGCUGUCUGAAGAUGUGGCGAAACGACGAACUUCAAGUCAUGGCACAGAUGCGUUCGACCAGCUAGGUCUAGAUGGUCUUACAACGCAGGACGAUUCCUUAUCGCCAUUCCAAGAAUCCAUUGAAUUGGAUCAAGGGCAGCACAUGCCACAUUUCAUUUAUCAAUCACAAGGUUCGCACCUUGAUAACGAAAUCCCAGAAAGGCAUUCGAGCUAUUCUCAGUCAAUGUCGAUUGCAGCUAAUAUAGGGCCGAAUGUUGCCGAUGCCAUCCAACAUUUACUCACUCCUUCAGGACAAACAAAUCAACUGCCAAACUACAUUAGACGCCUUCCACAGCGUUUACAGGCCGAAGAUCUUAAUUACUUGCAGGCAAAGGGUGCCUUGACCAUUCCGGACAGAGCUCUGCGAGAUGAAUUACUCAAAGCUUAUAUCCACUAUGUUCACCCAUACAUGCCUCUGCUCGAUUUGGAAGAAUUUCUUCAAAUUCUCGCCCGCAACGACGGAACCCAUCACGUAAGCUUGCUUUUGUUCCAGGCCGUGAUGUUUGCUGGUACCGCUUUUGUGGACAUGGGAGCCCUGCGCAAUGCUGGGUAUAAUAAUCGAAAGUCAGCCCGGAAAGUAUUCUUUCAAAGAGCAAGAUUAUUGUAUGACUUUGACUAUGAAGUGGAUCGCAUCUCUUUAGUUCAAUCCCUCCUGCUCAUGACCUAUUGGUACGAAACACCAGACGAUCAAAAGGACACUUGGCACUGGAUGGGUGUGAGUUUGUCUCUUGCCCAUACGAUAGGUCUUCACCGGGACCCCAGCAACUCGGGCAUGGGACCACGACGAAAACAGCUAUGGAAACGAAUUUGGUGGAGCACGUAUACGCGAGAUCGACUUAUUGCGUUGGGUAUGCGCCGGCCGAUGAGGGUCAAGGACGACGACUGCGACGUGCCCAUGUUGACGCUGGACGACUUUGAGUUCAAGAAGUUUCCUCCCGAGGUCUUGAAUAUGCUUGGCGAGUGCGAACUCCUCACGAAUACCGAAUAUCAACGACAUUUGGCCAUGAUGUUCGUUGAAAAGGCCAAGCUUUGUCUUUGCGUGAGCCACGUUCUAUCCGCCCAGUACUCCGUUCUCAGCCACCGGUUCGGAGGUACGACUGAAACCACGAUGAUGCUUGUGCCGAAGAAGUCGGAAGCCGGCACCAUUCAAGUCCAAAAGUGCGACGAGGAGCUGGAACAAUGGCAAGCAAAUUUGCCUUCUGAGAUUCAAUACACACCGCUUGAAGGCGUUAGCUCUCUUUCAUCUGCCGAAUCAUCGUUGCAAGUGCAUCGCUCUUUACUCCGGAUGAUUUACCUCACGACAUCUAGUGCUCUGCACCGACCACAAGUGCUUCCCGCAAUGCCUUCACCAGCUGUCGAGGCUGCUUUACAAGAAGUUUCUCGCAGCAAAGUGCGUUACGCAGCAAUCGAGAUUACCAACACCGCACAGCGCCUUCACCAGCUCGAUCUUACGCGUUACCUUCCAACUGCCGGGGUUACUGUGCUUUUGCCUGCGGUCAUUAUUCAUUUACUGGACGUCAAAUCCAACGAUGCCAACGUGCGUAUGGUUAGUCUACAGCGGUUCUACCGAUGUAUGCGAAUUUUGCAGCGGCUGCGUGAGAUCUACGCAUCUGCCGACUUUGCCACUUCAUUCUUGGAAGCCGCUAUCCGAAAGGCUGGCAUCUCGCUUAAUCUUUCCGAUCUAGAUGAGCAUGAACCAGCUGCUCCUACCGAGACUAUCCGUCCAGCAGCGUUGACGCCACCCCCAGAGUCUUUGGCGACCCAGAAAGUGCCCGAUCUUACUUAUUCUUCGAGCUUCAACGCACCAUCCGUUGGCUUUAUCCCAGCUGAAACGACGCACAGCACAACCUUGAAUCCGUUCGAUGUCGCGACGCCGCCACACUCCAACAGCAGCGAAAACGGAAGUACCCAAAACCUCAACCCGAACCUGUUCAAAGCUCAGCCCGACAUGAGUCUCAACGACUUCAUUGACCUGGCCAACGACGCCGAAGUCACUCAAAACGACUUCGAUGCUCUCCUCAAUUUCGAAGAUGGCGGCGCCGACCUAUUCGGCGCCGAAGACGGCAUAAUGGCAUUCACCUUCAACAGUAACGUCAACACCAACAACCAUACCCAGCUCGAGAAACAGCCUCAAGCCAAGCCCGAUUUUGACUACCUCCCUGAUUUCACUCAUGAUGGCAACAUUAAUAAUUUGUUUAAUUACGAUUACACCAAGCGGAACGACGGCUUCUCCGGGGAUGUCGAUCCUGACAUGGGUCUAUCCUUGAAAUUAUGA